Messenger RNA from Nelumbo nucifera (sacred lotus), 4778 nucleotides. The record is from RefSeq and is a predicted model, not a curated record. Lineage: Eukaryota; Viridiplantae; Streptophyta; Magnoliopsida; Proteales; Nelumbonaceae.
GGUCGAGUUAGGGUGUGGAUGGGUUGAGUCGAGGGUUUCUGUUAAGGGUUCAAAAGUUUGUUCACUUGUUCAGGGUUCGAAAGUUUGUUAAGGCGAAGGUUUCUGAGUAAGGGUUGAUGGUUUCCUGCCAUUCUUCACCAUUCUCAGGGUCGAAGGUUUCUCCACCAUUCUCUACCAUUUUAUGACUUUCUCAAGCUCUCAGUGAAAUUUCUGUAGAGUUCGACGGUUUCUCCGCCAUUAUCCUCCGUUCUCAAACUCUUAUAGUUCACCUCCUCUGUUCUUGUGAAGGUUAGACAUCGCUCCGCCUCUCCGUCGCCUCAAACGUUUGGUGUUUGAUCUAUUCAUUCUCUCUUUUGAAUCAACCAUUAUCUGUUCCAGAUCUCCAUUCUGAGCUUAUGGUGAAAAGAGCUUCUCUGAGUCUCUGUCUCCUCCAUUCCUUUUCAUGAUGAUCUCACAAGAUAUAUUCAUUGAUGCUGGGUAAUUGGUAAGGGGACAAAAUCAAUUUCGAAAUGGCACAACAAUCAUCAAGGCAGAGUGAGAGGGAUGGACUCUAAUAUGAAAGGAGACCCCCACAAGAAAAUGAGCUUUCUAAACCCAAGAUUUGGUUUAAUGAAAGAAAAGCUAGCCUCAAAAACAUUUAAAUUUGGAAAGAAAUCUGUAUCAAAUUUAACAUAAAAAAUGAUAAUUACACAUAGGGAAAAGGGCAUUUACCCUUUCUCUGUAAUGUAAAUCAGCCAAGGUGCUUAAAUGAAAACCCAUGAAAACACAAAGGGGGAUGAGGUUUUGUUGAGGCAACCUUAUCUGGUUCAUAUAGUCCUAAACACAAAUGGAAAUACAUGAGUUCAACAUAGGUAUGAAAUAAUGUAGUUGAUGGGAACAAAGUAUGUCAAUGAUUAGAAAUUUCUCAAUUCAAAAAGAAAUAAAAGGAGUUAACACCAGUUUGAUCCCAAAUCCAAAUUACUGAGAGUGCAUGAAUCAUGGACUUUGAUGGCUGCUCCAAAUGGGGGGAGGGGGCUUUGAGGUGAGAUUGGAGAGGUCAUUAAGGUGUUAUGUUUCAGGCCUAAUAGGUGAUAGAAACUGUGUUAGAGCAGAAAUCAUGGAGGUGAUUCCAUAAGGUAGAUGCUUACCAAGAAGAAGACCCAUGCAUCGUACACACUUCAUAAGAGUUUUGGCAACUAGGUUGAAUUACAUAUUCAGGUGGGUAUCAAAAUUGAUUGACAAUUGUCAGAUAGUCUAACUAGAGGGGUGUGAAUAGAAAACACUUCAUUGGAACAACUGUAUAAAGUUCUGCUGGCCAAUAUGGAACAAAGUUAUGACCAUUUUUAAUCUGCAAAAUCAAAAACACAGUCUGAUUUAUCAAGGUAGAUGUUGAAAAUUAUAAAGCAGAUGAGGUUUCUUCAACAAACCCUCAUCCCACAACUAUUUGGUUUGGUUUAAACCACACAAUGAAGCAAGAAUGCAUCAGACUAAUAGUAGCAACACCACCACCACUGCCUUUGCAUGAUAAAAUAGCUAACCCAGAUAAAAAAGAGAAGAAAUUUAGAUGACAAAAGCUCUUUGUCUAGCUAUGUGUGUACUAAUGGUUGACGGCUAGGCUCAAAAAUAUUUUUAAAUAUGUCUCCAACAUAUCUGCUUACAAAUCAGAGUCAUCACCAUGGUUUCUUGAAUGCUGAUUAGAAAGGAACUUGGAAGGCACACUUCUUUUUGGUGGCCCUGACCAGAAAAAAAUGCAUCAACCAAAUAAAGAAGAAGCUACUGCACUAAGCAAGAAUUAGCAUCAAAGGCUUUAGAGGGACUUCUUUAUUAACCAAAAUAGACUGAACCUUCAUUCAAGAAACUUGAUAAACACCAGUUUGCAGUCUUGGGUUACAUAUAAGUUUGAAUUAUCCAGAUAUUAGUAGACUUUUAUCCUAUCAUCCUCCAAUGGCUGCUGAGCGAAGCAAACGUUUUCGAGUGUCUGUAGCUCCACCUCCUCGAACCCUUGAUGUGCAGAAGUUUGCAGAGUCCCGAGCUUCUGAAAUUGAAGUUUUGCACUCAAUUAUCUCAAAUCGGUUAAACAAUGAUUUCAGGUCUCAACGUAACAAGAGGAGGAGAACAACUGGUCAUGAUAAUCGGGUUGGGAAGAGAAGAUCAAAAAAGAGAAGGAAAUUGGGACAAAUUGAUAAAGGUGGAGCUUCUGUUCCUGAGAAAGAUCCAAAGAAGAUCCCUCGUCGAAUUCGUCGGAGAAUUGAACUUAGGAAGAAUCCUGAGAGUAGCUUUUGUUCUUCUAGAGAUGGGACAAAAAGGCUUAGAUCACACCUUUGGCAUGCAAAGCGGUUUUCCAUGACAAAAAUUUGGGGGUUUCAUCUUCCUUUGGGAUUGCAAGGCAGGGGAAGAGGAUCAAGGGCUGUCUUGAAGUGGUUAAACAAUGGGGCUCUUGUGCAUGACGCAAGCUACUAUUGUGCCGUCCAGUUGGAGGGUCCAGAGGACUCUUUAUUGUCAAUUUUAAGAAUGGUUCUAGUACCAGCACCAUCAGUUCUAAUAGAAGAAGAUAUGUACCUUUCUUUGCUUUCUGGAGUUAGUUAUGGAAAAGCUAUGCUUCAUCAUGCUGGAGCACAUCCUUGUCAACCAAUUGCUCCAGUAACUUAUAUGUGGCGGCCCUGGAGUGGGAAAAAAAUUAGUGUUGAAAAUAAGGAGCCUACAGGCAAUGGACUUGAUCAAUCUCAGAUCACUAUAUCGGAGUCUCCAUUCCGCCAGCUAUGGGUAUGGAUACAUGCUGCAGCUCUUGAUGAAGGAUAUGAUGCUCUGAAAUUAGCAUGCCAAAAAGAGAUACACGGGAGUGGUAACUUUGUCAAUUGUGUUACACGUGAAGGUGAACUAGCAAGACUAGAGGUAUUGGGAUUGAAAGGAAUUCAGAUUCUUCAGAAGAUAUUAAGUCCUACAUCAGGCGUGCCAGAAAAUUCUUUUCAGUUGGAUAAAUUUUCAACUCUGGAGGCAACAGACAACUCUUUGCUUCAAAAGUCUUUCAUCCUUGAGCAUGAUGAAUAUCUUCCUUCUCGUGCAAUUCUAUCGUUGACAGUUCUUGAUCCUCGUAAUUUGCCUGAAAAAAGGACCGAGCAUGUUCAAGUGCCUUCUGCUGGUUUGCAAUGUGAUCUUGUAGAAGAUGAAUCUAAACAAACUGCAGCUCCUAUGACCAGCAGGCUCUAUGACGAUAAAUUUUUGUAUCCGGGAUGGUUGAAAAUAAAAGAAAAAAGUGUUUUCUUUUCUGACAGCAAUGGUUUAUGGGAUACUUGCAAAGGUAUUAAUCCUCCAUUGGAGGAGAGUAUUCUUUGCAUGGAAAAACAUCAGCAGCAUUUAGCGUUUCUUUACCUUGAUAAAUCACAAUCAGAGAUAUUGACUAAUAAAGUCAAGGAACAAUCUUCCAGAUCUUGCCCCAUUUUACUUUUAAAAGAUAACGACCAAAGAGGUUCUUUUGCAGGGUGGUCCAUCAUCCUCCCAUUAAGUUGGGUGAAGGCCUUUUGGGUUCCUCUUGUGUCCCAUGGGGCUCAUGCAAUUGGCCUGAGGGAGAAACACUGGAUCUCUUGUGCUGUUGGGUUUCCAUCUUUUCCUUUUGAUUUUCCUGAUUGCAACGCAUAUUCAUGUUUCAUGGCCACUGAGGCAGCGUCCUUUGAUAAAAAGGUGGAACUUCGUCCUUUUCCUGUGAGACCUUUGAAAGUUCCGAUACCACCUCCAUGGAACUGUAUCAGGUUCACUUUGGAGGAAAGAUCCACCACAGUGGGAGAUACUAUCAAAGGGAGAGCUUGUAAGGGAGAACUAUACCUGUACAGUUCAUUAGAAAAUUCAGGAUACAAAAAUUGUAGAUCAACACUACUUGAGUCAGGUAUCUCUCCUUUUCAAGGAUUUGUAGCCAGGACAUCCAAUAUAUUGACUAACUACUUGAGCGAAAUCCAUGGUGAUGAUUUGCUUUUAUUUCCGGGUGCUCCAAAGAACAAAAGAACGUUCUCUAGAUUGAUGAAGAAUGAAGUCAACCACCUGCCGAAUCCAAAAGUUGCCAUUGAAAUACCUCUUGCUCAGAAACUAUGCUUUCUCAGAGUCCUUCUCUAUGCCUAUAAAGAAGGUGUCUUUGAGGAGGGUGCUGUUGUUUGUGCACCUAAUCCUAGUGAUCUAUCUAUGUGGACAGACAGAUCAGACAGGGAUGGAGGACUACAAAUUCCUCAAUCUUUAAUAGGAUCAUACUUCAAGCAGCAAGCAUCUAGCAAUUGGGAGCUUGAGAUUCCAGAAGACCCUGUAGCUAGAGAAUCUCACAGGUGGCCUAUUGGUUUUGUCACAACGGGAUUUGUUCGUGGAAGUAAAAAACCGGUAGCACAAGCUUUCUGCGAGGCUACACUGCUUGCUCGUCUGAGAGAGGAGCAGUGGAAUGAGAUUCCAAAGAAGAGAAAGAGAUUGGAGAUCUAUGUGCUGGUUAGGAAUUUGAGAUCUUCAGCCUAUAGGCUUGCUCUUGCAACCAUCAUUCUAGAACAACAGGAUGAGGAUGUGGACUUGAUUUAAUCUGCAUUUCAUCUUUGUCAUUAUAACAUUUUAACGUGGGCACAGCUUGGAAACUUGUCUUUCCGUGUGCAUAUUGCGAGUUUAUUAUUUUAUAAUCACCUUCGAUAUGCUGAAGUCUGAAUGUUGCAUUAGAUAUUAGUAUUCCUUAGUCCUUGUGUUGUUUCUAUGUUUUGUUGGUUGCACUUUCUUGGUAACCGAUGAGUAAUGAAAUUUUGUAAAGUUGCCGCUAAUAUUUGUACUUACAAAUACUA